GACACACUAUGCAAACCUAACACAAGGCAUGACAAAGUCAAAUCUUAUUGAGAAGGAACACUUCAGUGAAUACUGUGGUCGCGCAGGUAGCGUUAGCAGCAGCAGCAGCAGUGAGGAGGAUGAAGAGGAGAUGACUAAGGAGGCUUAUGUCUGCGCCGUAUGCCUGGAUGUCUACUUCAGCCCCUACAUGUGUCAGCCAUGCAAGCACAUCUUCUGCGAACCUUGCCUGAGGACACUGGCCAAGAACUGUCCCGACAGCACGCCCUGUCCUCUAUGCAGGACCAUCAUCACACAUGUCUUCUUCCAGAAGGAUUUAAACCAAAUGGCAAAGACAUUCUUUCCAAAAGAAUACCUGUGUCGGAAACAAAACUUCCAGAAAGCAAGUUGUGCGAAAUGGCCUCUUCCGAGCUGCAGAAAACUCUUCAGAAUAUUUGGAGGUUUCAGGAGGCAGUCCAACUCCGGUGCGCGGCGUCAACUGCUCCACACGGGAAGUGGCUUCCGUCUGAAUGCACUAGACUUUGAUGACGAUGCCCGCGGAUGGCACUUUGACAUGGACAUGGUCAUCAUCUACAUCUACUCGGUGAACUGGAUUAUCGGCUUCUUUGUAUUUUGCAUCCUCUGUUACCUCUUUUUCCCCUCUUUUUGACAGCCUGAUGAUGAUGGGCGUGGUGAUGAUGAUGAUGAUGAUGAUGUAAUGACAGUUAUGAGACUAAGUGAUGAGCUUCCCUGUGGAGAUAAGCAGGUGGGAUAUUGAGUGAAGGGAAAACAGUGGCAGUGUCAGCUUGUUUUCAGCCAUUAAUAGAUGAUUCAAAGAGUAUGUUGUGUAGGAGGGAUAUUCGGGCAUCCGGUGUUCUCCGUGUGAACAUGAUAAACACCAUGUUCUCUCUGUCAAUGGCAGGGCUCGAUCAGAAGGAUUGAAACUGCAUGAUUCAUUGUGAUUAAAUUAGAAGGGGACAUUAUAUUAGUUAUUUUUGCAGCAGUAUACUUACUGUGAGAGAGCUAUUCGGACAUAUGCACUUGUAGCUGUAUAUUUACGCAUAGAUUGGAAAUAAAUUAUCUGAAUUUGAAUUGCUCUGGUUCAAAUUGUUUCCCAACCUUUAU
This is a messenger RNA of Corythoichthys intestinalis (scribbled pipefish), 1101 nucleotides long. RefSeq names its product ring finger protein 180a (gene rnf180a). Gene Ontology annotation, biological process: serotonin metabolic process; norepinephrine metabolic process; positive regulation of proteasomal ubiquitin-dependent protein catabolic process. NCBI's taxonomy places the organism in Eukaryota, Metazoa, Chordata, Actinopteri, Syngnathiformes, Syngnathidae. Gene Ontology annotation, molecular function: metal ion binding; ubiquitin conjugating enzyme binding; ubiquitin protein ligase activity. Gene Ontology annotation, cellular component: endoplasmic reticulum membrane. The coding region runs from base 29 to 646 and encodes 205 amino acids. The transcript is spliced from 4 exons. The record is from RefSeq and is a predicted model, not a curated record.